AUGGAGAUGCAGCAGUACUUCGGCGGCUGCGGCGAUGGCGAUGCUGACUGGUUCCAUCAGCUCGCCUUGCUCCCGCCUUUGCCGGUCUCUUCGUCUCUGCCGCCUCUCCCCAUGAGCGAGGGCAGCUGCUUACCCAUGGCCGCCGCCGCCCCAACGCUUCCUCUUGGGGAUUGCUCAUCAGCUCUCAUGAUUAGGCCGGAAGAACAGAUGGGCUGCCUGCAGAUGAUACCUCCACAGGCUGUUGCCGAUGAUGAGUACAGCAGCUACGCCACCAACAAUGUCGACGUCCUCCCGCCGUUUCCUGCAGGUCUCGAUGAUCCCACGGCAGGCCUCGACGACGCGCUGCUCAUGGAGUCCUUCAGAGACAUCGACCUGGAGGAGUUCGCCGACGCCGUCGGCCCCAAGAUUAAGACCGAGCCUCUCGACGACGCCAUGGUGCCGGCGGAUCACGAUUUCGCGGCGCAAGUGCAACAGGCGCGCCCCGUGGUGAUCAUGAACCAGCAGCAGCUGAAUGCACCACACGGCGUGCGCCUGCUCAAUGAUCCCGACGACGAUGACUCAGCUGUCGUCGCCGGGGGCUAUGAGGCGGCGGCCGUUGGGUGCGCUGAGCAGAAGCAGGUGAGGCCGGCGCCACGUCGUGUGCGGAAGAGCAGCGGUGGGUCACGCCCUGCCGCCGGUGGGAAAAGCCUCGAUCACAUAGGGUUUGAGGAGCUGCGUACGUAUUUCUACAUGCCUAUCACCAAGGCGGCGCGGGAGAUGAACGUCGGUCUCACCGUGCUCAAGAAGCGCUGCCGUGAGCUCGGUGUCGCCCGUUGGCCUCACCGGAAGAUGAAGAGCCUCAGGUCUCUCAUCCUCAACAUCCAGGUACAAAAUUGCGCGCAUGACAUGGGGAAGGGCGCCACGUCGCCGGCGGCGGUGCAAGGGGAGCUGGAGGCGCUUGAGAGGUAUUGUGCCAUAAUGGAGGAGAACCCGGCGAUCGAGCUGACGGAGCAGACCAAGAAGCUGAGGCAGGCCUGCUUUAAGGAGAACUACAAGAGGAGGAGAGCGGCGGCCUCCGUCAACUUGCUCGAGCAUUGCUACAACGACUUGGGCAGUCAUGAGCAGCAGAUGCCAUUGCCACAGAUGGGUUUCUUUGGGUUCUAA
Triticum dicoccoides is the source of this 1143-nucleotide messenger RNA. RefSeq lists its product as uncharacterized. Gene Ontology annotation, molecular function: DNA-binding transcription factor activity. The record is from RefSeq and is a predicted model, not a curated record. The transcript is spliced from 4 exons. Lineage: Eukaryota; Viridiplantae; Streptophyta; Magnoliopsida; Poales; Poaceae. Bases 1 to 1143 code for a protein of 380 amino acids.